AGUAAAUAUAACACAAUCACAUCUGAGGAUCAGAAGAAACUGUACGAGGAAGAUUUUGCUUCUGAUUAUUCAGUAUAUCUUGAGCUCCACUCCAAGAUUGGGAAGGUGCUGGAGAGAUUCAUGCAGCUCGGAUCCAGAAUGAAGAAGUAUCAGCCAGGAACAGUAGAGCACAAGAUGGUGGAAAACAAGAUUCUGAAUGAAUACAAGAAGUUUAAAAAGACGUAUCCUACCUACAGCGAGGAGAAGUCACGAUGUGAAUACCUGCAUGAUAGAUUAUCUCAUAUAAAACACCAGAUUCUGGAAUAUGAAAAAAAUACACCGACCUAG
Staurois parvus is the source of this 327-nucleotide messenger RNA. NCBI's taxonomy places the organism in Eukaryota, Metazoa, Chordata, Amphibia, Anura, Ranidae. The record is from the annotation of a GenBank genome assembly.